Neopsephotus bourkii (Bourke's parrot) is the source of this 2425-nucleotide messenger RNA. It is a transcript of the gene SLC19A2, whose product is annotated as solute carrier family 19 member 2. The coding region runs from base 7 to 1503 and encodes 498 amino acids. Gene Ontology annotation, biological process: vitamin transport; transmembrane transport. The transcript has 6 exons. The record is from RefSeq and is a predicted model, not a curated record. Gene Ontology annotation, molecular function: vitamin transmembrane transporter activity. Gene Ontology annotation, cellular component: plasma membrane. Lineage: Eukaryota; Metazoa; Chordata; Aves; Psittaciformes; Psittacidae.
CCCGGCAUGGCGGGGCCGCGUGGGGGCCGGCCGGCGCGGCUCUCUGCCCGGGCAGGCAGCACCAGCAGCGGCGGCGGUGGGUGCUGCUGGGCGCUGCCCACGGGGCUGCUGUGCGCCUACGGCUUCUUCUGCAGCGUGCGGCCCUCCGAGCCUUUCCUCACCCCGUACCUGCUGAGGCCGCACAAAAACCUCUCCGAGACCCAGGUGUUCAACAAGAUUUACCCGGUGUGGACUUACUCCUACCUGGCGCUGCUGUUCCCGGUGUUCCUGGCCACGGACUACUUGCGGUACAAGCCUGUGGUCCUGCUGCAGGGCCUGAGCCUCAUCGUUACCUGGUUCAUGCUGCUGUACGCAGAGGGGCUGAGGGCCAUCCAGUUACUUGAGUUCUUCUACGGGAUGGGGACUGCCACCGAUAUCGCCUAUUACUCCUAUAUCUACAGCAUCGUCGAUAUCAACCUGUACCAGAAGGUCACCAGCUACUGCCGGAGUGCCACCCUGGUAGGCUACACGGUGGGCUCUGUGUCCGGGCAAGUCCUUGUGUCAGUGGCAGGAUGGUCCCUCUUCAGCUUGAACGUUAUCUCCUUAACCAGCAUAUCCAUUGCCUUUGGCACAGCGUGGUUCCUGCCAAUGCCGCAGAAAAGCCUUUUCUUUCACCAUGUCUCAAGUCAGCAGCUCAGUUGGGAAAUGAAGGUCAUGGACUGUAAAAAUGGAUCGGCUGUCCAAGAUCAUCCCAGUGUGCAGAGGGCACCCGGCUGGGAGGAUGAGACUAAAGUUCCCUUAAACGGGGAAGGUCAUUCGGUAGAGAAACAGUCUGUGCAGGAGCAGAAAGUAGACAUUAUAAAGGUGCUCAAAGAUCUCUGGCAGGACUUCCUGCAGUGCUACUCCUCCCAGACCAUGCUUUGCUGGUCUGUGUGGUGGGCACUAUCCACCUGCGGCUACUUCCAGGUCAUCAACUAUGCUCAGGGCCUGUGGGAGAUGGUGCUGCCUUCUCAUAGCACAGAGAUCUACAAUGGUGCCGUGGAGGCAGCCUCAACGCUGCUAGGAGCUGUUGCAGUUUUUGUUGUGGGUCACAUAAAAAUGUCUUGGGCAAUGUGGGGUGAAGUAGCACUUGCCCUGUUCUCCUUUCUUAUUGCUGCUGCUGUAUAUAUCAUGGACACUGUUCGUAACAUCUGGGUGUGCUAUGCAUCCUAUGUUGUCUUCAGAAUUAUCUACAUGCUGCUAAUUACGACAGCAACGUUCCAGAUCGCUACGAAUCUCAGUGUGGAGCGGUAUGCCCUGGUAUUUGGAGUCAACACUUUCAUUGCCUUAACACUUCAGACUCUGCUCACUUUGGUUGUUGUAGAUUCCAGUGGGCUUGGGCUGGACAUCUUCACCCAGUUCAUGAUUUAUGCCUCUUACUUUGCGGCCAUCUCCCUGGUGUUCUUGGGCAGUGGCAUAUACAGUAUUAUAAGAGCUUACAGAAGACAAGAGCAGAUUCAGAGCAGAUCUCCUGAAAGCCAGUAGAGCACCAGGUGAAGACUCUUGGUGGCUACAUAUGAAGAUAUAGGUCUGUUUUUUAAUCUUUGCCUUUUCUUCCAAGGCAGUCAUCUGAAUGGUAUUUGAUCUAUAUUUAUACUAUAUUAGUAGCACAUUUUAGAAGGUAAAUGUAUUAGCUCUUACGUGAGUAAGAACAAAUAUCUUUCUAAAAUGCCUUUUGUUCUUCUGUUGCAUCUAUGGAUGUGCAGCAAAGAACAGUAAGUUCUCUCAAAGAGUGAAAGCCUUGGGAGGUUUUAAUCUAAGGCUAUGCAUCUGGAAGCUGCCAUUGAAAAAGCAGCUUCAUGAUUGUCUAGUCAGCUGCUGCUCUCUGUCACUGAGGUGCUGCUGUGGGGUAGAAGUGGGAGCACACUAACAGACCUCUCUGUGGAGAGCCCCAGCCCUGGAACACGAGCUGGCGUUGAGCCUGUACUCUGCAGUGUAGCUCUUGCUGUGGCUGUCCCAUGAUGCUGGGUGCUCUGUUUUGAGGACUAGUACGCUUAUGUUUUUGCAUAUGCACAUUCUUCCAUGAGUUGCUUAUACGGUUCCUGUCUGUCACCCCAGCUGCCAGAGCUGAUCAUGGUGCUUCCUCAAAAACUUAACAGUCCCAAGGUAAUAUGUGACAUUGGUGAAUUGGCUAUUAGGAGCGCUGCUUGUGUCAUGAAGGCCUCUGCCCCAGGGACUGUAAAGCUGGAGGGGAAGCUUAAAGGGAGUUAAGUAGGCAAAAAGCUGAUCCAAGGCUCCCUUGACAUUUUUGCCUCUGGCCUUUAGAACCACAGAUUCUUGUGAUUAGAGGAGUCACUGCCUCACUACCCUGGAGGCUGAGCUGUUUCAAUGGGAUGUAGCACUGAGAAGGAAGGUGUCUUGCUGGGUUUUCAGCUGUGCUUUAUGACACUGGAGAAUUCUUAACUCU